Molecule: messenger RNA, 1912 nt
Organism: Octodon degus (degu)
Lineage: Eukaryota; Metazoa; Chordata; Mammalia; Rodentia; Octodontidae
Gene: Ttc38
Product: tetratricopeptide repeat domain 38
Exons: 14
Coding region: 96-1502 (468 amino acids)
Molecular function (GO): protein binding
Source: RefSeq, a predicted model, not a curated record
AGACCUGGCCAGUCGGGGCCAGAAUUUCCAGGAAGUGGCAGAGGUGAGAGGUUGACCGCUCCGAGCCCCUAGCCCUGAGCCCGGUUUCACGGACCAUGGCCGCGUCCACGCCGCUUCGCGACUGCCAGGCAUGGAGGGAUGCCAGGCUCCCGCUCUCCACCACCAGCAACGAAGCCUGCAAGCUGUUCGAUGCCACCGUGACCCAGUAUGUAAAGUGGGGCAAUGACAAGAACCUCGGUGGCAUUGAAGGCUGCCUGGCAAAGAUCAAAGCGGCAGACCCGAACUUUGUCAUGGGCCACGUCAUCUCUAAUGGCCUCAUGCUCAUCGGCACCGGAAGCACAGUGAGGCUGGACAAGGAGCUGGACCUGGCUGUGAAGACCAUGGUGGAGAUUUCAAAAACCCAGCCGCUGACACCCAGGGAAAAGCUGCAUGUGGCCGCAGUGGAGACGUUUGCCAAGGGGGACUUCCCGAAAGCCUGUGAGCUGUGGGAAGACAUUCUCUGGGACCACCCGACAGACAUGUUGGCCCUGAAGUUUGCCCACGACGGCUACUUUUACCUGGGCUACCUGGAGCAGAUGCGAGAUUCUGUGGCUCGAGUUUACCGCUUUUGGACACCUGACGUUCCCCUUAGCAGCUAUGUGAAAGGCCUCUAUUCUUUUGGAUUGAUGGAAACCCACUUCUACGAUCAGGCCGCAAAGCUUGCCAAAGAGGCGCUCGCCAUCGAGCCCACGGAUGCGUGGUCUGUGCACACCUUGGCCCACGUGCAUGAGAUGAGGGCAGAGGUCAAGGCCGGCAUUGAAUUCAUGCAGCGCUCAGAGGACCACUGGAAGGACUCUGACAUGCUUGCUUGCCACAAUUACUGGCACUGGGCUCUGUACUUGAUUGAGAAGGGUGAAUACGAGGCGGCACUGACCAUCUACGAUAAACACAUCCUGCCCUACCUGCGGGACAGAGGUUCUGUGCUGGACCUGGUGGACAACUGCUCCUUGCUCUUCCGCCUCCAGAUGGAAGGGGUGUCCGUGGGCCAGCGCUGGCACGAUGUCCUGCCCGUGGUGCGGCCUCACAGCCAGGACCACAUCCUGCUGUUCAACGAUGCCCACUUCCUGAUGGCCUCCCUGGGUGCCCAGGACCGCCAGAUCACGCAGGACCUGCUGACCGGCCUGCAGGAAGCCAGCGAGUCCCCCGGGGAGAACUGCCAGCACCUGCUGGCCCGCGACGUGGGGCUGCCCCUGUGCCAGGCCAUAGUGGCGUUCAAGGACGGGAACGCAGACCGCGCACUGGAGCUGCUCUUGCCCAUCCGCUACCGCAUUGUGCAGAUCGGGGGCAGCGCCGCGCAGAGAGACGUCUUCAACCAGCUGCUGAUCCACGCAGCCCUGAACUGCACCUCCAGUGCCCGCAGGAACGUGGCCCGGAAUCUUCUGAUGGAGCGCAACGCCUUGAAGCCCAACUCGCCCCUGACCGAGCGGCUCAUCCGCAAGGCUGCUGCCAUCCACCUCAUGUAAUGAGCGACAGAGGGGCCCCGGGUGGCCUCCCCUGUGUUAGAGCGGCCCUACUGGCCUAGUCAGGGGACUGGGGCCUGCUUGUCUGGGCUGGUAGAGGGCGAGAUUCAGCCAGAGCGGCCCCACCUUGAACUCAGUUUUAUAGAAAGAGGGAGUGCAAAUUUCCAUGUGAUGUUUUAGAAUUUUCUUGCCAUCCUCGCUAAGGUCCAGGGUGCCUUUUCUCAUGCGUGGUUCUGGGGCUCAGGCUUGUACUUGCUAAGCAAGUGCUCUCCCACUCAGCUACAAUUACCUCCCCCCAAGUACUUUUUGAGAUGGGAUCUCACUCAGUUACCCAAGCUAGCCUUGAACUUGCAAUCUUCCUGUCUCAGCCUCCCAAGGAGCUGGAAUUAAAAUAAUGUACUACUACCCCUGAA